AUGCCGCCCAAGAAGAAGGCCAACACACCCUUUCAGGAUGUUACGCACAUGGUAGUGACUGACGAUAACCCAGUUCUCCAGAUCUGGUGCGCACCGCACCAAAUCGACCUAGUCGUCAAGCAGGCCGCCGAGUGCGUGGCGGACGGCACAGCUUACCGCUGGAAGCGGAUGGAGUUCUGCGUCGAGAACUGA
Aphanomyces astaci is the source of this 192-nucleotide messenger RNA. RefSeq lists its product as hypothetical. The coding region runs from base 1 to 192 and encodes 63 amino acids. Lineage: Eukaryota; Oomycota; Saprolegniomycetes; Saprolegniales; Verrucalvaceae. The transcript has 2 exons. The record is from RefSeq and is a predicted model, not a curated record.